AUCUAUGCUGAGCAGGAAGGUCACGGAUGUCUCAUUCUCUCAGCUAUAGAGUGCCCAACAAGAGCGCUGGUGCUUGCAAACUCGGCCUCCACAGCUCCCAUUUCUGUCGUCCGAUACAUGCAGGGAACACGGAUAAGCGCCCAUCGAGUCGUACUUGCUGCAAGUACAAGUUAUUUUGAAGCCAUGUUCACAAACGACAUGGCUGAAAGCCGCCUGAGAGAAAUAGAGAUAAAGGAUGUCAAAGCUUCAGCACUUGAAGCUCUCAUAGAUUUUUGCUACUCCGGUAAAAUAAAGAUCAACAGCACCAAUGUAUGGACUGUUUUGGCCACCGCUUGCUUGCUUCAGCUGAAUGAAGUUCAGGUUGGGAUUGCGAACGCUCGAAAUCCAUUCGCUUUCCUCGAGCAGUAUGUU
This is a messenger RNA of Ostertagia ostertagi, 411 nucleotides long. Lineage: Eukaryota; Metazoa; Nematoda; Chromadorea; Rhabditida; Trichostrongylidae. The record is from the annotation of a GenBank genome assembly.